UUCUUUACCAGGAAUAGCAAACAAACAGGCUUCGUAAUUGCUACUGACGGAUUGCGUCGGUGUAUUGUCGAACAAACAUGUCGCAUGUGUGCAACUAACUGGAGGUGUAAAGCCACGGAGGCAUGGCUGGAUGUGCCGGACAAGAAGUAGAACGGCAUCGGGACUCCUGAGAUGAAAGAUUAACGUUCCCUUUCUGGCGGUGGAGACGUGUAGAUGGCGUUGAAGAUGCCCAAGAAGACAUCCCACUACAUGGAGCUGGGCAGCGACCAGCACUGGCCGGUCCUCAGUCCACAGAGGAUCCGACUCUACACUUACCAACAAGUCCCCCUCUUCCUUCGAGAGAACCCCUUCAUCACAGACGGCUACAGAGCACACCUGCCUUCCAAACUCUGCUUAAAGAGUAUUUGUGUCAUGUCUAAUGAGACGGUGAAUAUUUGGAGCCACCUGUUGGGGUUCAUUCUCUUCUUCUCCCUUGGGGUCAACGACUUCAAAUCAGUGUUGCCGGCCUCGGGAGCUAACCAAGAGGACUAUGUCAUCUACACUAUAGGACUGUUUUGCUUCCAGGUGUGCAUGUUGUGUUCGGUGGGUUAUCAUCUGUUCUCAUGCCAUCGAUCGGAAAAGACCAGCCGUCGCUGGUUGGCCUUGGACUACGCAGGAAUUUGUGUUGGCAUCUUGGGAUGUUAUGUGCCUGGACUCUUUUACGCCUUCUACUGCAACCUUUUUUGGCGGCAGGUCUACCUCAUGACGGUGCUGUCCCUGCUCCUGGUCGUCUUCUGCACCCAGGUUCACCCACAUUAUCUCAGCAGGGACUGGCGCUGGAUCAGGGUCACCAUCUUCUCCUGCAUGGUUGGCAUCAGUGUGGUUCCGGCGGCCCACUGGGUGUGGCUCAAUGGGGGGUUUACCUCCUAUAUUGUUCAGCGCUUCUUUCCUCGGAUGAUCAUCAUGUACCUGAUUGCUGGAUCUGCCUUCGUAUUCUACCUUACCAAGAUCCCUGAGCGGUACUUCCCUGGCCAGGUGAACUACAUCGGUGCCAGUCACCAGGUGUGGCACGUCCUGGUGGUGGUCAUGUUCUACUGGUGGCAUCAGACUGCAGUCGCCAUCAUGCAGUUCAGGCACAGUCAGACCUGCUCCACACCCCCGAGGUGAUCAAUCACUGGCUGUCUACUAAACCUGUUGACCAACAUGGCACCAAUAUGGUACCAACAUGGUACCAACAUGGUAUCCCCGCAUGAAGGCUUUCAUGAUGUACAGAAACAUCUGCUUUAUUUUGAUGCUCAUCAUCUUAUGGCUGAUUCAGGACAGACUAUUGAAAGAAAUAUCCAUGGAGUCGUCUUUUUGAACAAUGCUGCCUCCAGUGUUCACAAGCAUGAAGUGCAUGUGUGUGUGCAACGUGUGUGUUUGUGCAACAUACUUGAAAUGUUUAAAGACAAAGCUUGACAAUGUGAUAAUGGGAGUCAACAAAGUAUUAAUUAUAUUGCUGUUAAAGAAGCUGCCUUCAACGACCAUUAUGCAUGCUGCAAUGAUGUUAUUAAAAGACAAAUAUAGACAUUUCUAUAUCGAAUGAUGUUAUUAAAGGCCUACUUAAAUUAGAUUUUCUUAUUUAAACGGGGAUAGCAGGUCCAAAUCUUCGUGUCAUACUUACUCAUUUCGCAAUAUUGCCAUAUUUUUGCUGAAAGGAUUUAGAAGAGAACAUCGAGGAUAAAGUUUGCAACUUUUGGUCGCUAGUAAAAAAGCCUUGCCUGUACCGGAAGUAGCAGACGAUGUGCGCGUGACGUCACGGGUUGUGGAGCUCCUCACAUCUGAAUGUUGUUUACAAUCAUGGCCACCAGCAGGGAGAGCGAUUCGGACCGAGAAAGCGACGAUUUUCCCAUUAAUUUGAGCGAGGAUGAAAGAUUUGUGGAUGAGGAAAGUGAGAGUGAAGGACUAGAAAAAAAAAAGACUAUACAGUAGAAGCGAUUCAGAUGUUAUUAGACAAAUUUACUAGGAUCAUUCUGGAAAAUCCCUUAUCUGCUUAUUUUGUUACUAGUGUUUUAGUGAGAUUAUAUGGUCGUACCUGUACAGCCUGACGGUCGGCCCCGCACCUUUCUUCAGCACCAGUCUACGGGUGGUGGCGAUGCUGUUACGCUAAAUUUCUUCUCCUUACAAAAACUUUCCCCCCCAUUUACUUCCGGGGUCAUGAUUAAUACAGACGUUUUGUUAACGCUACAUUAUAAAAAUACAGACGUUUUGUUAACGCCUUAUUAUAAAAAAAUUUAAAAAACAAUUUACAAACACAAGCUAUGGGAUGACAUAAGAGGAAAUGUGACCCCGGAAGUAAAUGCGUCAUCCCAUAGCUUGUGUUUGUAAAUUGUUUUUUAAUUUUUUUUAUAAUAUAGCAUUAACAAAACGUCUGUAUUUUUAUAAUAUAGCGUUAUAUUUUUAUAAUAUAGCGUUAAGAAAACGUCUGUAUUAAUCAUGACCCCGGAAGUAAAUGGGGGGGAAGGUUUUUGUAGGGGGGAAGAAAUUUCGCGUGACAAUGCCCAUCUCUGCCCUUCGCAAGAGACCCUCUCCGAAACACGAUAUUUCGAAAUGAUCGCUGCAUAACACACUGUACUUUGUGUGUGUGCUCCAAUCCAACCGUGUUCGCUUGACCGCUCUGUUCCAUAGUAAAGCUUCACCGUCAUCUUUCGGGAAUGUAAACAAUGAAACACCGGCUGUGUUUGUGUUGCUAAAGGCGGCCGCAAUACACCGCUUCCCGCCUACAGCUUUCUUCUUUGACGUCUCCAUUAUUCAUCGAACAAAUUGGAAAAGAUUCACAGAUGUCCAUAAUACUGGGGAAUUAUGCGAUGAAAAGAGACGAUUUAUAGCUGUGAACGGUGCUGGGACAAAAUGUCCUCUACAAUGGGUCAUCAUCGACGAUUUUCUUAUUCAAACGGGGAUAGCAGGUCCAUUUUAUGUGUCAUACUUGAUCAUUUCGCGAUAUUGCCAUAUUUUUGCUGAAAGGAUUUAGAAGAGAACAUCGAGGAUAAAGUUUGCAACUUUUGGUCGCUAAUAAAAAAGCCUUGCCUGUACCGAAAGUAGCAGACGAUGUGCGCGUGACGUCACGGGUUGUGGAGCUCCUCACAUCUGAACAUUGUUUACAAUCAUGGCCACCAGCAGCGAGAGCGAUUCGGACCGAGAAAGCGAUGAUUUCCCCAUUAAUUUGAGCGAGGAUGAUAGAUUUGUGGAUGAGGGAAGUGAGAGUGAAGGACUAGAAAAAAAAAAAAGACUAUACAGUGGGAGCGAUUCAGAUGUUAUUAGACAAAUUUACUAGGAUAAUUCUGGAAAAUCACUUAUCUGCUUAUUUUGUUACUCGUGUUUUAGUGAGAUUAUAUGGUCGUACCUGUACAGCCUGAAGGUCGGCCCCGCGCCUUUCUUCAGCACCAGUCUAUGGGUGGUGGCGAUGCUGUCACGCCAAAUUUCUUCUCCCGUGUUGUUAACGCUAUAUUAUAAAAAUAUAACGCUAUAUUAUAAAAAUACAGAAGUUUUGUUAACGCUAUAUUAUAAAAAAUGUUUAAAAAACAAUUUACAAACAAGCUAUGGGAUGACAUAAGAGGAAACGUAAAUGCGUCAUCCCAUAGCUUGUGUUUGUAAAUUGUUUUUAAAACAUUUUUAUAAUAUAGCGUUAACAAAACGUCUGUAUUUUUAUAAUAUAGCGUUAUAUAUUUAUAAUAUAGUGUUAACAAGACGUCUGUAUUAAUCAUGACCCCGGAAGUAAAUGGGAGGGGAAGGUUUUUGUAGGGGGGAAGAAAUUUGGCGUGACAAUGCCCAUCCCUGCCCUUCGCAAGAGACCCUCUCCAAAACACGAUCUUUCGAAAUGAUCGCUGCAUAAUACACUGUACUUUGUGUGUGUGCUCCAAUCCAACCGUGUUCCUUUGACCGCUCUGUUCCAUAGUAAAGCUUCACCGUCAUCUUUCGGGAAUGUAAACAAUGAAACACCGGCUGUGUUUGUGUUGCUAAAGGCGGCCGCAAUACACCGCUUCCCACCUACAGCGUUCUUCUUUGACGUCUCCAUUAUUCAUCGAACAAAUUGCAAAAGAUUCACAAAUGUCCAUAACACUGGGGAAUUAUGCGAUGAAUAGAGACGACUUAUAGCUGUGAACGGUGCUGGAACAAAACAAUGCGUCAUCAUACCACGACGUUUUAGCAUGAUACUUCCACGCGAAAUUUAAAAUUGCAAUUUAGUAAACUAAACCGGCCGUAUUGGCAUGUGUUGCAAUGUUAAUAUUUCAUCAUUGAUAUAUAAACUAUCAGACUGCGUGGUCGCUAGUAGUGGGUUUCAGUAGGCCUUUAAGAGACAAAUAUAGACAUUUCUAUAUUGAAUGUGUUCUCCCAGAUCAGCACUCUUGCUGACAUGUGCUCGCUGUUCUGUUUUUGAAUACAUGUCAUUUGGAGCCUGCUUCUAAGUGCACCUUUAUUGCUGAACUGUAUUACAAAAAGGAUUACCAAUCCAUUCCCCAGUCAGAUAUUCUACUCUAUAUCUAAUGAAGGUUCUGGACAGGACUGACAACCUGUUUGCAUCACCUGCAAUAUUUUACUAUAGAAUACAAUUUUAUAAAAUAUAAGUUUCAAUCAACACUACUAACAACCUGUAAUGCUUUACAGAUAUCUAUUUUUCUAUUAUUAAACCAAUUGUUUGCAUGUGUUGGUGCUCCUCCUGCAGGCCAGCUGUGUGUGACAUUGUCAGUGUUUGUUUGCUCCUUUUCUGACACUAAAAGAUUAUACCACUCUUUAUUUUUGCACCACCAGGCCAAUAUAAUUGUGUGGUUGAAGAAACAAGAUUCUAUUGGACUAGAAUACCAGAGUGUUGAUGUUGCCUUUUUAAAGUGUUAUUAGUUUGCACCCUGAAUCAUCUUUGGUGCUCUUCUCAAAUAUAUUAAUGUACAUGAAUAAAAAAUGUUUAUGGUGGGA
Messenger RNA from Nerophis ophidion (straightnose pipefish), 4929 nucleotides. RefSeq names its product progestin and adipoQ receptor family member 3-like. The transcript has 7 exons. The record is from RefSeq and is a predicted model, not a curated record. Gene Ontology annotation, cellular component: membrane. The coding region runs from base 214 to 1146 and encodes 310 amino acids. Gene Ontology annotation, molecular function: signaling receptor activity. Lineage: Eukaryota; Metazoa; Chordata; Actinopteri; Syngnathiformes; Syngnathidae.